AUGCAGAUCAAGGACAGAGGCUUUGCUGCUGAGGUCUAUCAAAGCUUUCUUGAGAACAUCGAUGGAUCAGAUUACGAAGCUUUGUGUGGCCUCGUGCAGGCCUUGUCGGUGACAGACCCGGAACGAGGAAGAGAGUAUGCUGAAAGACUCCAGGUUCCUUCCUUUGAUCAUCUUGAUCCGGAGGAGCUGGAAGCCCAAGCAAUUCCCAAGGUUGGAGCAAUGUUCUCUCAGCGGAGACGCGACAGAGAUGAAGAGGCCGAUGGAGCUGCCACAAAGCCAAAGAAGAAGCGCAAGCGAAAGACUCGCUAUCCCAAAGGCUUUGAUCCAGCAAAUCCUGGGCCUCCUCCUGAUCCUGAAAGAUGGCUCCCAAAGAGAGAGCGAUCAGAGUUCAAGAAAAAGAUGAGGAAGAAGGACAAGCAUUUGCUCCGGGGCCCACAAGGGGCGAUCACCACGGAAGACUUCCGAAAGCAGGGGCCAUCCACCGCCCAAGUGGAGGUCUCCAAAGAUGCCACCGGACCGUCCAGACGGAGUGGAAGAAAGAACAAAGGCAAGUGA
Molecule: messenger RNA, 555 nt
Organism: Durusdinium trenchii
Lineage: Eukaryota; Dinophyceae; Suessiales; Symbiodiniaceae
Source: the annotation of a GenBank genome assembly